Molecule: messenger RNA, 456 nt
Organism: Tricharina praecox
Lineage: Eukaryota; Fungi; Ascomycota; Pezizomycetes; Pezizales; Pyronemataceae
Exons: 1
Coding region: 89-352 (87 amino acids)
Source: RefSeq, a predicted model, not a curated record
ACCACCACCACCACCACCACCACCACCACCACCACAACCACUAUGUAUUCGGGCCCCACGGUCGGGUACCUAACCAGAUGUGGCAACGAUGAUGAUGAUGAUGAUGAUGGUGAUGACGAUGACGAUGGUGAUGACGAUGACGGUGGUGACGGUGAUGAUGCUGAUGAUGAUGACUAUGGCCGAAGCAAAAGCUUCGGGAGAUGAAUCAACGACCGACGGACGCCACGCCCCCGCGUCGUUCAUACGAGCUCGGGAGUUUUCGGCCGGACAAAUUCCGCCCAUCGGAAUGUUGCCGAGUGAUGACCUGUGUCGUGGCAAGAAUCGCCAUCCAGAAUGUACUCUACCCAGUUAGUUAUCGUACGUGUUUGGGAUUAUUCCGGAUGGUACAUCACAUAAACGUCUUUUUUUUUUAUGAACGCGACGCAAUUGAUAGUAGGUAUGAUACAUUGCUGACAG